GUCAAUACCGGGCUGAGCUGCUGAAGUCAUGGCGGCGGCGCCGCCACCGAAUCCGCGCACCGGGAGCCUGAGAGCGCAGCUGCCGCCCUGCUAUUAUGAGGGAUUCUUGGAGAAAAGGGGACCAAAAGAGAAGGUAGCUCGCCGUUUGUGGACCUGUUUAUGUGGAAACACGCUGUACUUCUUCAACAAUGCUAAGGAUGCACAUUAUGUAGAGAAGUUGGAUCUGAGUGGGUUUGUCUCCCUGAUUGAUGAUCCGAGUCGUGAUAGGAAUCUGGAAGCAGCCAGACUGAAUCUCCGCAUGAAGGAUGGAGAGAUCAAACUCACCGCUCCAAAUCUGGAGGCACGUGAGCUGUGGAAAGGUUUUCUCUACUCUGUUGUAGAUCUGGCGGUGCCCACCACCCUCACCCUCCUGCCCGGACAGCUGCACAUGCUGAAGGAAGUAGUGGAGAAAGAGAAAACACGACGGAAGGCACGCGUGGCGUCCAGAGCCCCCUCGUCCCCACUCUCGCUCCCACUGGUUGGGGAAAUACCUGCGUGUUUCAGGCCUGUGUCUCGUACGGAAGCUGAAGUGUUAUUAGAAAGACAUCCAGACUGUGGGAACAUGCUGCUCAGACCAGGCCGGGAUGGAACUUCACUCGCUGUGACCACACGGCAAGACCUGAAUGGAUCAGUGUUCAGACAUUACAGAGUGACACAGAAGCAGCAGGGUGGUUACAUCAUUGACGUGGAAAACCCAAUCCCCUGUCCCACGCUUCAUGAUGUCAUCAAUGCUCUUGUGGAGAAAACUGCUGGCACUCUUCAGCCUUUUAUAUUGGAGGAGCCCUAUGAAGAGAAUAUCACAUUUGUAUCAUCCAACGAUGAGAAUGGAGAGAGAACUCUUCACUGUGCACCAGCUGGACCAGUCUCUAGAGCUCCUGCCCUGCCUCCUAAACAAGUAGGAACAGACAAAUGGACGCUGCGAUCCCACACAAGAUCUCCCAGUUCUUCCCCUCGAUCAUUUUCCCCAUCUGGCUCCCCAUCCAACUCCAUGAAAAGACUGGUUCUAUGUCCCUCACCGCUUUCACAGAGCCUCACAGACGAACUCAAGCAGAAGCUGGAGAAGAGACGGACCAGUCAAGAGUGACGGACCAGUCAAGUUGUCCUUGUUUCAGUCCCCAGAUGCCGUCUCAUUCUGUCAGUGCCUUCCAAUAAAGACUUCUGUCCUGUUAUGGACACGGAUUCCCUCUAAUCAACAUUCUUCCUUCUAUGUGACUUUAUCAAUGCCACUGUAUUUGACUUUAACAACAGCAAACCACAACAUGAGAGUACUUGUCCUGCCUCAUGAUAAUGCAAUUACAGAACUGAUGGUGUUUCAGUAUUCUCUCUAUCUCUCUCUCUCUUUCUGUCCCUCUCUCUCUCUCAGUUGCAUUAGUAAUACCUCUACAUUCAGGGUUUCUACCUUGACAAACCAUGAGUCAAGAGGAAAGUAAGACUUCCCACACAUUCAAGAAAGAAGCACAACUGGUCUUACAAUGAAGGACUUCAUUGAAGAACUGAAGAGAACUGCCAUGUUUGCUCAGAUAGAAUGUGAAUCUGGUGUUGUUCUGAAUGUAGAUCUCAGCUGAUCUAAUUGAAACUGUUAUAUUUUAAAAUUUGAAUGAUGCUUUUGGACACAGUUUGCAAGAGAAAAACAGAACUCUGACACUAAAAUCAAUCAUUUGAAAGCAACAGACAGUUGAGCCUUCUGGAGGUCAGUAUUUCUCUGAUUUGUAAGCGAUUAGGUUAAUAGGUUGUGAGAUGGUUGCAUUUGUGUUCCCGAUUGAACAACUGUCGAUAUCGUUAUUGGUUUCAUGAACAUGGAUUGUGCUACUGUGACUUUUUAGAUAUCUGUUUUCAUGUGAUGUUAAAAUUAUUUCUUGUUAUUUAUAUUUGUGAUAUUUAUGGUAAUUAAAGAGAAGGUUUUGUAGAAGUCAUCAGCUGUUCUAGUUUUACAUAUAAUGUCAAUCCGCCAAAUUAUUAAACGAAAAGG
Messenger RNA from Myxocyprinus asiaticus (Chinese sucker), 2008 nucleotides. RefSeq names its product signal-transducing adaptor protein 2-like. Lineage: Eukaryota; Metazoa; Chordata; Actinopteri; Cypriniformes; Catostomidae. The record is from RefSeq and is a predicted model, not a curated record. The transcript has 11 exons. The coding region runs from base 29 to 1123 and encodes 364 amino acids. Gene Ontology annotation, molecular function: signaling adaptor activity.